CGGGACGGGGCCAUGAGGCGGGCGGUGGCCACCGGCCCAGCCGCAGCGCCGGCCGCGCCGUAGAGCUCUUUCCCCGGGCAGGAGCCGAAGUGCGCCCCGGGGGAGCCCCGCAGCCGGGGUGGAGUGGGCGUGCGGACAUCUCCCGCCCCACGGAGCCGAGGGAGAGGGGGUGGCCGUGUGCCCUCCGCACCCCUAUGUGUGCCAUGAUCGACUCGCAGUCAGCCGAGAAGAUCAGCAGGAUGAAAAAGUUACGGAGAACUUUAUCGGAGAGCUUCGGCCGGAUCGCCUUGAAGAAAGAAGAGAGCAGCUUUGAUGAGAUAUGUGUCACAAAGAUGUCCACUCGGAACUGCCAGGGGGUGGACUCGGUGGUCAAGGCUCUGGACACGAUUCCUGAGGACAAGAAGGUGCGGGUGCAGCGCACGCAGAGCAGCUUCGACCCCUUCGAGAAGCCCAGCAGCCAGGUGAAGAGGGUGCACUCGGAGAACAACGCCUGCAUCACCGCCCGGGCGGGCGCCGCGGGCAAGGACUCGCCCAAGCUGCGCCGCCACUCCAGCCCCAGCUCCCCUACGAGCCCCAAGUUUGGGAAAGCAGACUCCUAUGAGAAGCUGGAGAAGCUGGGGGAAGGCUCCUACGCCACAGUCUACAAAGGGAAGAGCAAGGUGAAUGGGAAGCUGGUGGCACUGAAGGUGAUCAGGUUACAGGAGGAGGAAGGAACCCCAUUUACUGCCAUCAGGGAAGCUUCUCUGCUGAAGGGGCUGAAGCAUGCCAACAUCGUGCUGCUGCAUGACAUCAUCCACACCAAGGAGACCCUGACUCUGGUGUUUGAGUAUGUGCACACUGAUCUGUGUCAGUACAUGGACAAGCACCCUGGAGGGCUUCACCCAGAGAACGUGAAGCUGCUGCUGUUCCAGCUGCUGCGAGGCCUCUCCUACAUCCACCAGCGCUACAUCCUGCACCGCGACCUGAAGCCGCAGAACCUGCUCAUCAGCGACUCGGGCGAGCUCAAGCUGGCAGACUUCGGUCUCGCAAGAGCCAAGUCGGUGCCCAGCCACACCUAUUCCAACGAGGUGGUGACCCUGUGGUACAGGCCUCCAGAUGUCCUGCUGGGGUCCACCGAGUACUCAACCUGCCUUGACAUGUGGGGUGUGGGCUGUAUCUUUGUGGAGAUGAUCCAAGGGGUUGCUGCUUUCCCAGGAAUGAAAGACAUCCAAGAUCAACUCGAAAGGAUAUUUCUGGUGCUCGGAACACCAAACGAAGACACAUGGCCUGGAGUCCACUCCCUACCCCAUUUCAAACCAGAGCGCUUCACACACUACAGCCCCAAGAACCUCAGACAAGCAUGGAACAAGCUCAGCUCCGUGACUCACGCAGAGGACCUCGCCUCCAAACUGCUCCAGUGCUUCCCAAAGAACAGGCUGUCAGCACAGGCAGCCCUGAGCCAUGAGUACUUCAGUGACCUGCCCCCGCGGCUAUGGGAGCUGACCGACAUGUCUUCUAUUUUUACUGUCCCGAAUGUAAGACUGCAGCCAGAGUCUGGGGAAAGCAUGAGAGUCUUUGGGAAGACCAACAGCCAUGGCAAAGGUGUCCCCAACAGCAAGCACUGAGCUGUGCUCCCACCAGAGUGCAGGAGAAGCUGACCAGUUUGGAGGAGGGGAACACAAAGCUGCCAAGAAGGCCAAGAGCAGGGGGAACCACAGGCCCAGUUCCUUUCUUUCUCCAAGGUGGAUUUCAUUCAAGGGACAACUGAAGCUGGCAAAAACCUGGGUUGUUUGGGUUUGUUUUUUCCCCUGCAGUUCCUUUCCAACCUUGCACGUGUUUUGGAUACCUUGUGAAGUCAGAGACGUGUGUGAAGAUGAAGCUGUUGCUUACUUGA
Molecule: messenger RNA, 1873 nt
Organism: Pogoniulus pusillus (Red-fronted tinkerbird)
Lineage: Eukaryota; Metazoa; Chordata; Aves; Piciformes; Lybiidae
Gene: CDK14
Product: cyclin dependent kinase 14
Exons: 15
Coding region: 195-1604 (469 amino acids)
Biological process (GO): protein phosphorylation
Cellular component (GO): cytosol; nucleus; cytoplasm
Molecular function (GO): cyclin-dependent protein serine/threonine kinase activity; cyclin binding; ATP binding
Source: RefSeq, a predicted model, not a curated record